AUGAACAAAACACAGUCUAAAAACUCAUUUCAAGGUGGAAUAGAUCCAAGUGUGCGGACUCCCUCUACCACUAGAGAAUACUAUGGCUUUGUGCUCUAUCUAUCAUCGUUUGUUUCAUUUGCGCUGUAUAUUUUAUGGUCAGUUCUCCCAGAUAGGGCAUUACACAGUAUUGGAAUUACAUACUAUCCAUCCAGGAAUUGGGCUCUUACUAUUCCGCUUUGGAUUUUGGGCUUAAUUCCGUUUACUCUUGUUGUGUUUACAGCAACAAAUCUUCUCAAUACCCCACCAUUUCAAUCAUUUAUGACGCUGACUGACAAGCAUGCACGAACCAUGGCGUUGACUUCCGACGGCCUGAAUCGAGUCUUGAAGCCUGAAUUGAUCCCAGCACUCGAAGAUGUGCCGAUUGCAUUGGUAAACAGGUGUUGGUCGCAUGAAAAUAGGCUAUUCGAAUCUGGAUUCGACGAUUUCAACUUUCCCAUUGAAUAG
Messenger RNA from Batrachochytrium dendrobatidis JAM81, 486 nucleotides. RefSeq lists its product as uncharacterized. The transcript is spliced from 3 exons. NCBI's taxonomy places the organism in Eukaryota, Fungi, Chytridiomycota, Chytridiomycetes, Rhizophydiales. The record is from RefSeq and is a predicted model, not a curated record. Gene Ontology annotation, cellular component: endoplasmic reticulum. Gene Ontology annotation, biological process: GPI anchor biosynthetic process. Bases 1 to 486 code for a protein of 161 amino acids.